AUGGGGCCGAGCGGACACAUCCGCGCGUCGGCUCGAGCGCGCGACGACUCGGUCGUGGGCGAGACCACGGCGCGUUUGCUCGAGUUGUGUCGACGAACGAGCGAUGGCGAGGUAAAAGUACACGACGUCGCGCGCGUGGUGGCGCGCGCGAUGUCGGGCGAGGAUGGACGCACGUUACGACCCGAUCCUCGCGCGUUCACGACGUUCGCGUCGAGGCUGACGCGAGCGAAGGCGUACGUCGGUGCGUUGCGCGUGUUCGAGGCGCAAAAGCUCUUGGGGGUGGAGCGAAACGCGGUGAGUUAUAACGCGGCCAUGGUGGCGAACGUGAAGCGAGACGCCCCGUUGGAGGCGUUGAAGUUGUUCGAGGAGAUGGUCGCGAUCGGACACGAGCCGAGCGUGAUCUCGUAUAACGUCGCCAUGGGGGCGUGCGCGCGGGCGGGCGACGGCGCGCGCGCGCUCCGACUCUUCGACGAGCUCGCGAGUAAAGGAUUGACGCCGGACGCGGUGAGCGUGAACACCGCGAUCGCGGCGGCGGAGAUGGUUGGAGACGAUGCUCGAGCGGCGGAAUUGCGAGGUGGGUCUCAUUUUCACUCGAAUCACGGCGGAGACGACGACGGGGCGGCGCCCGCGGAGACGCGCGACGCGGCGGACGCCGACAAACGAGUCGGCGAUAGCGAUAGCGAUAGCGAUAGCGAAGACGGUAGCGAUGACGACGGCGCUGAACCGGAUGUUUUACGACACGGUACCGGUGAUGAGGUCGAGCCAGAGGAUUUGGGAGAGGAAGAAGAAGCCAAACGCGCGGCGGCGAGGAAACGCAAGCGCGAGGCGAAACGACGACUCCUCGCCGAGUACAAGAAGAACACGCAGGCGACCGAGGUCGAGGAAGAGGACGAGGAGAUGGCUAAACGCCGUCGGAAAGAUGCGCGUCGGGCGAAAUUCGAGGAGAAACGCCGCGCUCGGAAAGAGGCGAAACGAGAGAAGAGACCGUGGACCGUCGCCGCGGCGCACGUGAAACGCGCGGAGAAGAGUUCCAAGGCGUCGAAGCGCGCGUCGAUGAAGGCUGAUCCGAGGGUUUGGAUCGAAGACAUUCCCUCCGACGACGACGUCACGUACGACGACGACGGUGAGCGCGUGCUUCCACCGAUCAAGGGUCCGUCAUUUUUGGACGACCCGCGCGCGGCGGCGUUGAUGAACGCGCGCGACGACGCGGAUGACUUUUGGUCCGUCGGGUUUUGA
Messenger RNA from Ostreococcus tauri, 1236 nucleotides. RefSeq names its product Pentatricopeptide repeat. The coding region runs from base 1 to 1236 and encodes 411 amino acids. Lineage: Eukaryota; Viridiplantae; Chlorophyta; Mamiellophyceae; Mamiellales; Bathycoccaceae. The record is from RefSeq and is a predicted model, not a curated record. The transcript has a single exon. Gene Ontology annotation, molecular function: protein binding.